Messenger RNA from Panicum hallii, 1457 nucleotides. RefSeq lists its product as uncharacterized. The record is from RefSeq and is a predicted model, not a curated record. NCBI's taxonomy places the organism in Eukaryota, Viridiplantae, Streptophyta, Magnoliopsida, Poales, Poaceae. The transcript is spliced from 3 exons. Bases 46 to 1215 code for a protein of 389 amino acids.
GCCAAGGGGAAAGCGAAAGAGAGCACAACUGAGCAGAGCUUGGCAAUGGAGCUUCCAUGGGGAAUGCUGCUGCUUCUGGUCCUCUCCGUCUCCUCCUCCUCGUCCUCCUCCGCGGCUGUCGCCACGCUCGCCGUCAGUGCACCGCCGCCGGCCCCUGCACCUCGUCACGCUCAAGACGCUGAAGGCCUGCUCAUCAAUGGCAACUUCGAGACGGCGCCGAGGAAGCUGAACAAGACCCUCAUCGUGGGCCGCCACUCGCUGCCGGGGUGGACGCUGCGCGGCCACGUCGAGUACGUCUCCGGCGGUCCGCAGCCGACUGGCAUGUUCUUCGCGGUGCCGCACGGCGUGCACGCGCUCCGCCUCGGCAGCCGCGCGUCCGCGUCGCAGAACGUGACGGUGCGCCCCGGGGCGCUCUACGCGCUCACGUUCGCGGCGACGCGCACCUGCGCGCAGGACGAGAACCUGCGCAUCGCGGUGGUGCCGUCGCUCUCGGCCCCCGCCGACAUCGCCGUCCGCACGCUCUACAGCGGCGCGUCCGCCGACACCUGGGCCUGGGGCUUCCGCGCCUCCACCCCCGUGGCGCAGGUCACGUUCGCCAACCCCGGCGUGCAGGAGGACGCCGCGUGCGGCCCGCUGCUCGACGCCGUCGCCAUCAAGGAGCUGCCCACGCCGUACCCGACCAAAGACAACCUGAUCAAGAACCCCGGCUUCGAGAUCGGGCCGCAGGUGCUGAAGAACUCGUCGGUGGGCGUCCUCCUGCCGCCGAAGCAGAAGGACACGACGUCCCCGCUCCCCGGGUGGAUCAUCGAGUCGCUCAAGGCGGUGCGGUUCAUCGACGCGGGCCACUUCUCGGUCCCCGCGGGGCAGUACGCGGUGGAGCUGGUGGCCGGCCGCGAGAGCGCCAUCGCGCAAGUGAUCCGCACCGUGCCCAGCCGCGCCUACAACCUGUCCUUCGCCGUCGGCGACGCCCAGAACGGCUGCCACGGGUCCAUGCUGGUGGAGGCCUUCGCCGGCAACGUGACGCAGAAGGUGCCGUUCGAGUCCGCGGGGAAGGGCGCGUUCAAGGCGGCGAGCUUCAGGUUCGUGGCGAGCGGCGCCCGGACCCGGCUCACCUUCUACAGCUCCUACUACCACACCAAGGUCAGCGACGGCGUCUCACUGUGCGGCCCCGUGCUGGAUCAGGUCAAGGUCGUGCCCCUCCCCGUCAAGGCGUAGUGGGCGGAUUUGGCUCUCGCUGGUCGGACUGAUGGGUCGUGGGAGCUCCGGCGAUCUGCCGGCGUGUGUUUCUCUGUUGGUAAUUUGGCAUGGUGGAUUGUGAGAACUGGGAACUACUAGUACCUCUCUGACCGCGUUCUGAAGAACUUGUGCAUGCCUGGCGGGGAAUGUAAUGUAAUCUUUGUGGAAUUCGGUUGCUUAUCUUAUUCGCUUCCAAUUGAGAUGCCUAUCUUGUUCGUUCC